AUGUCUCUGUUAUAUAUCUUAUUAGUUACAACUUUGUUUGCAUUGAAUGUUAGGGGUUUUCCUGCUCAAGCAAGCUUGGUAUCCCUGAAUCAGACUGUUCAAGGCCGAGUCUUCGCAGCAGCCCCGCUUGCUCGACCAUGUUACUCGAUUUACGAGGGACAAUCGGUCCCAGAAUAUCCAGUGCAGUGUGCCCAGGUGGAAGCACAGUACACCUCCGGCCUCUAUCGAACUGAAUUAUACAACGGGUUUAUGCAUGAUCAAGCUGAAACCUGCCCUUCGUCUUCAGAUCCCAUCACCAGUCAAUGUUUGCUUGAUCCAACACAGCCAAUCGCCCGGGGACCUCCGAGAAACGCCAGUUGCGGACAAGGAAGCGUUUCGACUUAUUAUGUCGAAGUUUCCAGUGCUGCGGAUGUCCAAGCUGUAUUUGCUUUCGCUAAGCAGACAGGAACCUCUCUCAGCAUCAAAAAUAGCGGACACGAUUAUUCGAGUAGAAGCAGUCUACGGGGAUCUCUUGCCAUUUGGACUCGAAAGCUCCAGAAUACUGAAUACCAUCCGAACUUCAACCCUGAAGGAUGCCAGGGGAAUGCGAAUCAAUAUAAUGCCAUCACUGUGGGAGCCGGAGCCAAUUUCGAUCAAGUCUAUAAAUUUGCAGAUCAAAAUAAUGUCAUAUUUGUUGGCGGUUCCUCUCCUACAGUCGGUGCUUCUGGUGGUUUCAUGAUGACAGGAGGUCAUGGCCUGCUCUCAUCCCAAUUUGGACUGGGUAUUGACCGAGUUAUGGAAUUCAAGAUUGUCACUCCAGACGGAGUUUUCAGAACUGCGAAUGCUUGCCAAAACCAAGACUUGUACUGGGCCCUUCGAGGUGGUGGAGGGGCUACCUAUGGAGUCGUGAUCGAAUCGACGAGCAAGGUUGAACCUAGUGUCCCUCUUGUCCUAUCAUUGAUCCAAUUACCGGCAAAUGCAACCAAACCCAGUAAAGAUCAAUUCACUCAGUUGUUGAUGGACGGUGCUAUUAGGUGGGCUCGAGAGGGCUGGGGAGGACCAAAUAGCCCGAGCUUUAUGGUGAUGGUGAAUCCAUUUAUAGAUCUCGAAACAGCGAGGAAGUCGAUGGCUGCAAUUUCGGAUUAUGCGAAGUCACAAGGCGGUAGUGUGAUUCUCGAAACCCAUCCUACCUUCCUCAGUCUAUACUCGCAAUAUAUUGCACCAACUGCGAAUGGGGAUGUUGCGACUUCAGCGAUAACGACAAACCGUCUCAUUCCAAACAGUAUUCUAAACAGCACGACUGGUCAAGCGGACAUUUUGAAAGUACUCGAUAAACUUGCUGCCGAUGGUUUCCGACCAACUAUUUUUGCCACUACGCCAGCUUAUUACAACUAUAUGCCUGGAUCGACCUCGGCGACUCCCGCGUGGAGAAAUAGCACUUGGAUGAUUACGACCCAGACAGCCUGGGCGUGGAAUAGCACAGUAAGUCAGAAACGAGCAAUGGUAAAGAAGUUGAAAGGGGCUACCCAUGACCUGGAGGCUUUGGCCCCUACUAGUGGUUCGUAUUUCAGCGAGUCUAAUCCUUGGGUAGAGGAUUGGCAGCAAGCAUGGUGGGGAGAUAAUUAUAACGAGCUUCUACGGCUCAAGAAGAAGUUUGACCCAGAUAACUUACUCACUUGUUUGCGUUGUGUGGGAUGGGACCAGGAGUCGGAACAGCAAAGGAAGGCGUUUGAUUGCAUGGAGGGUUUGAAUAAUUGA
Messenger RNA from Venustampulla echinocandica, 1737 nucleotides. RefSeq lists its product as uncharacterized. The coding region runs from base 1 to 1737 and encodes 578 amino acids. Gene Ontology annotation, molecular function: FAD binding; oxidoreductase activity. The transcript has a single exon. The record is from RefSeq and is a predicted model, not a curated record. NCBI's taxonomy places the organism in Eukaryota, Fungi, Ascomycota, Leotiomycetes, Helotiales, Pleuroascaceae.